Molecule: messenger RNA, 1650 nt
Organism: Cotesia congregata
Lineage: Eukaryota; Metazoa; Arthropoda; Insecta; Hymenoptera; Braconidae
Source: the annotation of a GenBank genome assembly
AUGAAGAUUCUAGUGAUAGCACUUGGCUUGCUGUUGGUGGCUUCAAUCCUCGAAGCCGAUCGUUAUAAAUCCAAACAUCUGUUUCGGCAAGCAUUAUGGGUUGAGGAUUAUUGUGAACGUCAACGUGACUGCGAGAACAUCAGAAAUUCCGAGUGUUCUCGAGGUAAGUGCAAGUGUCUGCCGAAUUACCAGCGUUCGGGACCCCUGAGGAAAUCAAUUUGCAGGGGAAUAAUAAGCGCGUUUUGUGAAUCCGACAAUGAUUGCUUAAAUUCGGACGAGGUCUCCUGUAUCUUCAACACCUGCCAAAACUUCACAAAAUUCCUCGACUCGGAUGCUGAAGUGAAGAAACUUUACCGAGCUACUGCAUUGAGAUCACGGUGCGAGACUAAUGAGCACUGCAGCAACCUGAAAAGCAGCAUUUGCGUCAAUGGAAAAUGCGACUGUUAUGACGGCUACGGGAUUAAUCACAUUGGAAACUGCGACCCGUUGGACAAAAGGUAUUGUGGGGAGCUCAAAGAGUGCUGGACGGAUAAAGUAACGUGUUUUGGAGACUACUGCAUGCUACCAGAGGAGUUUUUCGUGGAAUCUAAUGCCAAGAAUAUCUCCGCUUACAAGGCUUACAGAAUUGGUGAUCCCUGUCAAACGGACCAUCACUGCAGAGAUUUAAGUGACACUCACUGUCAAAAUGGCAAGUGUAUAUGCGUAGACGAUCACUAUGAAAUUUCGGGCAGAUGUUCGUACUAUCCAACGUACAAGAUUGAACGCAACUACGCAGAUAAUUUUUUAGCUGUCGAACGUUCUCUUAAAAAUUGCGCCUCCGACUCAGAUUGUGGAAACAAGCCAAACCUCCACUGCUUCCAUGGUAAGUGUGUCUGCUCCAAAGGAUUCCAGCUUCAAGAUAAUGAAUGCCAGGAAAUGACCAAUUCAACUUGUACCAGGCAUUAUCAAUGCCCGCAUGGAAUUAAGUGCUAUCUGAAUACCUGCCGAUACUAUAAUGAAUUCUUCAGUUCUGAUGAUGCUGACAAGUAUGCUGCUGAAGGUUGGAAUUCAGCUUGUUGGACUGAUCACCAUUGUCGCGACUUAAACAACACUGUUUGCUUUGAAAAUAGUUGCAAAUGCAAAUUAGGUUACGUAUGGGACUUCUCGGCGGAUAAAUGUCGGAAAUGGCCAGUGAUUAAAUGCAUCGAUGACGAGAACUGUAUAUCAAAUAAUAAUGGUGAACAGUGUGUCUUUGGGGUCUGCAAGUUGAAAUUAGAGCUGUACUUGACCCCAACAAGCAUUGAUCUUGAUCUAUACGUUGCAAAAAAUUACUACAAUUUUUGCGUGAAUGAUCACCAUUGUCGUGAUUUAAACAACACACGUUGUCACAACGGAGCGUGUGAAUGCUUUCCUGGUCAUGAAAUCGUCUCUGAUACCUGCCAAAAGAUUAUUGGGAAGAAUUGUACCACCGAAGAGGAAUGCCUAUUGCCUGGGUCCUACUGCUUCUUCGGUACCUGUAUGAUGUACCAAGACUUUUUAGCGCUUCCUAGCAACAUAACUAGCACCCAUGCCGCGACAAGCUGGUAUGGGUUCUGUCAAACCAAACAUCAUUGUCGCAAUCUUGAAGACGCCAUUUGUAAAAAGAGCGAGUGUGUACAUUUAGAACGGUGA